ACACUCAAAAUGGCGACACGGUAGAAAAGUUCAUGCUGUUUUGUCUGUUUUUUAUUCCCCCUUAUCUUUUCCAUGUAGUCGUUUUAAUAAUAAUACCAAGUCACUGCUAUCUGACAUAAGGAAAUAAAGUGUUUUUUUGUGUUUUUUUGACAACGCGAGAAUUGAAUGUUAUCGAAGUUACAAACUGUUAUUAUUCCACACAUUUUAUGAUCACAGGAGGCCCACUCGCUAUGCUAUUUGUUUUUAUUUUUUACUUUGGGUUGGAAAUGUCAAAGAUUAUCAGUGUGUCUCUAAGAGAGUUGUCAUGAAGAGGAUCAACACUUAGAAAUGGAAGAGGAUGUGAAGAAAGUGAAAAAGCCGGGUAUCGUGUCUCCCUUCAAGCGUGUGUUUCUGAAGGGAGAAAAGGGUAGAGAUAAAAAGGCUCAGGAGAAGACUACAGAACGCCGUGCCCUCCACACCUUCUCCCUCUCCCUCCCCGACCACCGCAUCGACCCUGACAUCCUGCUCACCGACUACGUAGAGAAGGAAGUCAAGUACUUGGGCCAGCUGACGUCAGUACCAGGAUACCUGAACCCCUCCAGUCGAACAGAGGUGCUACAGCUCAUUGACAAUGCCAGGAAGUCCCACCAGUUGGCGGGCUUGCCUGAGCAGGAUGCAGUGGUCAGUCUGUCGGCCUAUAAUGUGAAGCUGGUGUGGCGGGAUGGAGAGGAUAUCAUACUGCGUGUUCCCAUCCACGACAUCGCUGCCGUGGCAUACAUACGAGACGACUCACUGCACCUGGUGGUGCUCAAGACAGCCCAGGAGGCAGGUGUGUCCCCGUGUCCCAGUACCUGUCCCGACCUGUCGAAGUCCCAGACCCUCAGCUCUCUGUCUGAGAGUGGGGCUGUACUGGUAGAGGUCUGCUGUCUGCUAGUACUGGCUGUAGACAACAAGACAGCAGCAGAGGAGCUGUGUCUCCUUCUCAGCCAGGUGUUUCAGAUAGUUUAUACGGAGUCCACUAUAGACUUCCUGGACAGAGCCAUCUUUGACGGAGCCACCACCCCCACCAGACACCUCUCUCUCUACAGUGACGACUCUUCAAGCAAGGUGGACCUUAAGCAUUCGAAGCAGUGGGCGGUGGUUCUCAGGGGUGGUUUCGGUGGUUCUCAGGCCGGUGGUUCUCAGGGCGGUGGUUCUCAGGGCGGUGGUUCUCAGGCCGGUGGUUCUCAGGCGGUGGUUCUCAGGCGGUGGUUUUCAGGCGGUGGUUCUCAGGGCGGUGGUUUCUCAGGGCGGUGGUUCUCAGGACGGUGGUUAGGUGGUUCUCAGGCGGUGGUUCUCAGGGCGGUGGUUAGGUGGUUCUCAGGGCGGUGGUUAGGUGGUUCUCAGGCGGUGGUUAGGUGGUUCUCAGGCGGUGGUUCUCAGGCGGUGGUUCUCAGGGCGGUGGUUAGGUUCUCAGCCGGUGGUGGUUCUCAGGAUGGUGGUUCUCAGGGCGGUGGUUCUCAGGCGGUGGUUCUCAGGGCGGCGGUGGUUCUCAGGACGGUGGUUAGGUGGUUCUCAGGCGGUGGUUCUCAGGGCGGUGGUGGUUCUCAGGCGGUGGUUCUCAGGGCGGUGGUUUCUCAGGCGGUGGUUCUCAGGGCGGUGGCGGUGGUUCUCAGGACGGUGGUUCUCAGGACGGUGGUUCUCAGGGCGGUGGUUCUCAGGGCAGUGGUUCUCAGGCGUGGUUCUCAGGCUGUGGGUUCUCUCGAGGCACGGGGCGACUCUCCGUCCCCCACCUCCACCCCAGCCUCCCUCAGACCAAACAGCCAAAGGAGAGCUGAUGCACCACCGCCACAGAGCUGCAUGCCCGACUACAUGACCACGUUGCGUACCAAGUUGUCGUCUCAGGAGAUCCAGCAGUUUGCUACUCUUCUUCAUGAGUACCGUAACGGAGCGUCCGUCCAUGAGUUCUGUAUCAACCUUCGCCAGCUCUACGGGGACAGCAGGAAGUUCCUCCUACUGGGUCUGAGGCCGUUCAUCCCAGAGAAGGACAGCCAACACUUUGAGAACUUCCUGGAGACCAUCGGUGUCAAGGACGGUCGUGGCAUCAUCACUGACAGCUUCGGGCGCUACCGACGCACCGCCAGCUCCGCCUCCGACUCAACCACCAAUGGGAACGGGGCGGUGGGAGGGGACGGGGGUGGGUCUGACGAAGGGCUUGUGCCCUCCGAAGGAGACGAAUGGGACCGCAUGAUCUCUGAUAUCAGUAAUGAUAUAGAGGCUCUGGGCGUCAGUAUGGACCAAGAGGGGUCACACCCUAGCCUCUAACCCCUACCAUCGAGACUGUGCUGCAGUAUGGACCAAGAGGUGUCACACCCUAGCCUCUAACCCCUACCAUCGAGACUGUGCUGCAGUAUUUACCAAGAGGGGUCACACCCUAGACCCUAAACCCUUCUCCCUAUGCCCUAGCUCAUACCCCCUACUCCCAACCAUCGAGACUGUGCUGCAGUAUGUACCAAGAGGGGUCACACCCUAGACCCUAAACCCUU
This is a messenger RNA of Oncorhynchus keta (chum salmon), 2504 nucleotides long. RefSeq names its product cerebral cavernous malformations protein 2 homolog. NCBI's taxonomy places the organism in Eukaryota, Metazoa, Chordata, Actinopteri, Salmoniformes, Salmonidae. The record is from RefSeq and is a predicted model, not a curated record. Gene Ontology annotation, biological process: heart development; vasculogenesis.